AAUGACAUACACUAUAAAAUGGCGUCGAGUCUUUUUGGUUGAGUUGAAGUCUCCGUUACGUUGCUGUAUUUUACAUAUUGUGAAAACUGUGUUGUGUUAUUAAUUGUGACUGUGCUUUUAAACCUUUAGACUAGACUUUACUGUGAUAUUAAACGUGAAACCUCAUUAUGAGUAAUUACGAUGACGAACAAUGUGAAGAUGGAGAAUUAGCGCGUAGUCCUGUUCAAGACGACGAAGACAUGGAUUUCAGUUUGUCUGACGAAGACCGUGAUAAUGCUGAUUCUUUGGUGAUCAAGCCUCCCCAAGCUGUCAUUCGGCCAUCUCAUAGAGACAGGAGAGGACACAAGAGAUCUGUCAAAGACAGAUACAAAGAAAGUUCAAGGAAAGACAAGAAACAUAUUUACAGGGACCGUGAAAAGUCUGAUAAACCUACUAGAGAAAACUCUAAAGCUCUUGAACGUGAUGACAUGUCCAAAGAUUAUCAUAGAGAUAAACAAUACUUCAGGGAAAAAGAUUCUUAUCGAGACAAAGAAGUUAGAGAAAAAGAAAUGGUUCGAGAUAGAGAAAUGAGGGAUAAAGAUGUGUAUAGAGAAAAAGAUCCUUACCGAGAGAAAGAAAGUUAUAGAGAGAAGGAAUCUUAUAGGGAAAAAGACCCUUAUAGAGAAAAAGAAGCCUAUAGAGAGAAGGAGUCAUAUAGAGAUAAAGAACAGUACAGGGAAAAAGAUGCAUACAGAGAAAAAGAAGUGUACAGAGACAAAGAAGCUUACAGAGAAAAGGAAGGAUACAGGGAAAAAGAAGCAUACAGAGAAAAAGAGUCAUACAAAGAGAGAGAACACUACCGUGACAGGGAAAUGUUCAGAGACCCAUCUUAUCGAGAAGCAGCAAGACCGAGAGAAGCAUACCGAGACAAGGAGUCGCAGAGGGAUAGAGAUGGAUAUACAAAUCGUGAAAGACAAUAUAAGGGUCCUGAAACUGAACGGAAGCACCAGGAUAAUGAAAGAAUAGAAUCUAGACUAAGACUGCUAGCAGAAGAUGGACAUGCAAAUCAUAACAAUGAAAAAGAAAAUAGAUCAUCUGGGGAUAAGGCUUUAGAAGAUUUAAGGAGUAGACUAUUAAGUAAAAGAAUGCAGAGUAAUGACCAAAAAAGACAGAGUGAUUAUACAGAGAAGGAGUCCAAGCCUGAAAGACAACCUGCUCUGGAUAAACACCAACAAGAAAGAAGAAACAAGUUACUAGAAGCUGAAAGAGAAAUGGAAAAAAGAAAAACAGAAUCACGCAAUGAAUUGGAAGCUAGGCGUGAAGAGCGUCGUCGCCGGGGUAAAAAACGCUCAGCGUCCACCGAAGAGCCUUCUAGCAAAAAAAAUAAAUCCACACAUUCUCCACACUAUGGGGAUGUUGUCACAGUAUCUGAUGCUAGUGAUGUCGACCUUAAGAGUGAGGCAGAAUCAAAUUCAGAACAAGAGGAAGGUGAGCAUUCAAAUAGUGAAACAGAUGAUGGUAGUUCUAGUACAGAUUCAGAUUCUGGUGCUGAUUCAAAAUCAGAAGAAGGUGAUGAAAAUGAAGAAGACAGGAAAACUGAUAAGGAAGAAGAGCAAAAAUCUGAUAUAGUAAAACAAAAAUCUAAAUCACCACCUGUUCGCAAAUCAAAUCAUGGGACGCCAUCCUCAAAUGAUUCUAGAAGAUCACUAUCUAGAUCCAAAAGUAGAAGCAGGUCUCACUCUUUCUCGCCUCCUCCACCUGGAGAAAAUGGGAAGCCAGCAGAAGAGGAACCAUCUAAAGAAGAUGAAGAGCAAGUGCGUCUUAGGGAAGAAGUUAUUAAUGCUCUGCCGCCAUAUUUCCCAGCACUACAGGGGUGUCGAUCAGUUGAGGAGUUUCAAUGUCUGAAUAGAAUAGAGGAAGGCACAUAUGGAGUUGUUUACAGAGCUCGAGACAAAACAAGUGAUGAAAUAGUUGCUUUGAAGCGACUAAAGAUGGAAAAGGAAAAGGAAGGCUUCCCUAUUACAUCUCUGAGAGAGAUCAACACAUUACUUAAGGGCCAACACCCGAAUAUAGUCACCGUGAGGGAGAUCGUGGUGGGCUCCAAUAUGGACAAGAUUUUCAUCGUCAUGGAUUACGUGGAGCAUGAUCUGAAAAGUCUUAUGGAAACUAUGAGGGGAAAGAAGCAGGUGUUUUUACCUGGGGAAGUAAAAUGUCUGAUGACUCAAUUGCUGAAAGCUGUCCACCAUCUUCACGACAACUGGAUAUUACAUAGGGAUCUCAAGACCAGUAAUCUUCUUCUUUCACACAAGGGAAUACUUAAAGUGGGCGAUUUCGGUUUAGCCCGCGAGUACGGUUCGCCGCUGCGCCAGUACACGCCCAUAGUCGUAACCCUGUGGUACCGCGCGCCCGAGCUGCUGCUGUGCGGCAAGGAGUACUCCACGCCCAUCGACAUGUGGAGUGUGGGCUGCAUCUUCGCCGAGUUUAUCACUAUGAAUCCGCUGUUCCCUGGAAAGUCCGAAGUGGAUCAGUUGAAUAGAAUUUUCAAGGACCUGGGCACUCCGUCGGAGCUGGUGUGGCCGGGCUACAGCGAGCUGCCGGCCGUGCAGAAGAUGACGUUCGCGGAGCACCCGGCGGGCGGGCUGCGGCAGCGCGUGGGCGCCGACCUGCUGUCCGAGACCGGCCUGUCGCUGCUGCAGGCGCUGCUCACCUACAACCCCGCCCGCAGGAUCACCGCCGAUGCCGCCUUGGAGCAUAAAUACUUUCAGGAGCAACCGGUGGCCAUCGACCCGGCGAUGUUCCCGACGUGGCCGGCCAAGUCGGAGGGCAAGAGCCGCAGCACGCACAGCCCGCGGCCGCCGGCGGGCGGCGCGGCCUACGCGCAGUACGCGCGCGCCGACUCCGACGAGGCGCUCGGCUUCCGCGUGCAGCCCGCGCGCUCGCUCAACGUCGCGCCCGGCUUCUCGCUCAAGUUCUAGCGCUCCGAGAACAACAAAACUCGGUGACACCCUCACUGAUUUUGUUGCUCGCCUACCAUACUACUCUACAGAAACUGCCGUUCUAUGUGAUACGUUUCAAACCGUGAUCCGUUUACAUGAUGUUAGGAUUCACAUUUUAAAUGUAUCCUGUAAUAUUACCAGAACCAAUGUAUGAUAAUUGAUAAACUGUCUAGUGACGCAUUUACUGAACGAGUUGUUUGUUGUGUUACGAGUACUUGUUGAUGUUUGGCACAAAAAUGCUUACUUUUCCUUACCUCGCUAGUGAUAAGGUCUUCAUCUUUUGAAUGGUAUUUAACUAUUUAUUAUCAGAUCACCCGGCAGUGUUAUUUGUGCCGCGAGAAAUUAGAUGUUGUCUUUCCAGUAAAAAAGUCAAGACAAAUAUGCUUCAUCAGCAUUAGCAUUGCAUUUUGUGCAAACAUGGGUAAAACCAAUAACCACGUGUACUUAUAAAAUGGAUAUUUAUAACACGUAGUGGUAUUUUUAACUAUAUAAAUUAGUCAAACACUUGGUGUCAUAGGAAAUGUAUAUACAUAGAUCGAUAUUUUUGCAUAACAAUUAAAUACUAUGUAAAUGUGGCCAGUUUAAAUUCUGUAAGAUGAUUUAUCAUCAGUAGUAGAGAACAUAAUCAUUCUUUACAAUUAAAUAAUUCACUUUUUAGUUCAAAUAUGAAUGUAAAUAGGGUUAAACUUUUUGCUAUUAAAUCUGUUAAUGGUAUACCUUUUCAUUAUGGUAGAAAUAGAAUAGAUUUAGUGUAAUUAGCAUUAUUAUUAAAAUAUGGUACAAUAUAACAUGUUUUGACAACAA
Molecule: messenger RNA, 3779 nt
Organism: Leguminivora glycinivorella
Lineage: Eukaryota; Metazoa; Arthropoda; Insecta; Lepidoptera; Tortricidae
Gene: Pitslre
Product: cyclin-dependent kinase 11B-like
Exons: 12
Coding region: 168-2954 (928 amino acids)
Biological process (GO): regulation of mitotic cell cycle; protein phosphorylation
Cellular component (GO): nucleus
Molecular function (GO): cyclin-dependent protein serine/threonine kinase activity; ATP binding
Source: RefSeq, a predicted model, not a curated record